UCAAGAAAACUAGUAAAGUCUAAAAAGUUCCGAGCAGACCGUGAACGCAGCAGCGUUAUCCAGCACCGGCGCUGAUUGAACACGGUGAGGUCGUCCACCAUCAUCCAGCUGCAGUCCAGACGAAUUAAAAAGCAACAAUGAAUGUCGAACAUGAAGUAAAAUUGCUGGUGGAGGAGAUUCAGCGACUCGGCACGAAAAAUGCUGACGGUCAAACCACCGUGAAGUUUGGGGUCUUGUUUAGUGACGACCGUUGUGCCAACAUCUUCGAGGCGUUGGUGGGCACCCUGAAGGCGGCCAAGAAGAGGAAGGUGGUCAGCUACCAGGCCGAGUUGCUUCUACAGGGCGUCCACGAUGACGUUGAGGUUGUCCUGCUAAAAGAAUGAGGCCAAAGUUUGGACCAGAUGAGCUUCUAACAACUGCGGAUCAUACUGAGUCCUUCCAAAAUACUGAGCUUCUGCAGUGUGUACCGGCUUGUGUUUUCAGUUCUCUUCCUUCAAUGUUUAAAAUUCAAACAUUAUGACCAAACAGAUUAGAUCAAACAGUACACUUAUAGACCCGGACGACAUGUCUGCUUAUGAUUUCAUUUGAUUUCACUGUGCCAAGCAGAUAUUAUGAAACUCUGAACGUCCACGUUCACAGUUUCAAAUGACAAGAAAAAGUUCUCUUUCUCAGGCGCUGCUUUUUUAUCAACCACGGGUCUGACAUGUCAUUUUGAUCCAUUUUUAAGACUAUAAACGCACAAAUCGGAAGUGUAAUAAUUUAUGUAAAGCAUUCAUUUGGGAUUCUUUUUUUGUUCAUUUCUAGAAAAAUUACAAACUAUCACGACCCAAUGCCUCUCAUGAUGGCAUCAGUGAUAGGAUAAAGGACACAAAGAACAAGAUACAAACUUCUUCUGUUUAAUUGAAGCACUCUGAUCUGGACAAAUUGUUGAUUUUUAAAGCUGCAUUAGGCUAAAAACAUGUAAUAUGUUAAAUAUUAUCGCAUUUAAUCUAGCUCAGCUUUAAGACAACAUUUACUGUUUACACGAGCCAUUCAUACUACCUCUUGUGGACUUUGUAAAAAAAAAAGAAAAAAAAAGAUCUUAUUAGACCAGUGCUUUUGGAAAACUAAAGAUCAGUUCCUUCGUAUGAAACUACAAAGACAAAGUGCAUUUUAAACAAAACUUUUGCACCUUUUUGUACUCGCUGCAGUCUGCUAGAGUAGUUUUUAUUCCAUCUUUUUUAUAAGCGGUCAACAAACUCCCGAGUUUUUCCUUUCGUAAAGAAGUAGCUGAUGAGCAAAUGGCAAAAUGGAUUUCUCGUGCAAUUUUUAUUAGUGUAUAAUUAUAGGAAGGGCGGGGGGGAUCGGUGCCAAAUGCAAAAGAUGAAUAAUGUUUAAUAGGUUUCUCAGGACCAAAUCGACACAACCAAAAUAUGUUUAUUAAUUGUCCUGUGGCUUAAAUUAGGUGUCUUACUUGCGACACGAUGUGCAUUUAUAGUUUUAUUAGUUUGUAAUUUUUUUUAUUUCACCACACUUUGUUCUGUACUGUAGGUCAAAUGAUACUUGCAGAUCAGGCGUGAACACUUUGUUUGGCUUCCCGCUAUGAAAACUCGUCACUUGUGGGUGUUUUAAUUGUGUCCGCAAAUGUCCAUUUUGCUAAAUGUCAGAACAUAUCCAGCUCAGUAUGGAGGCCCAAAGUGGUCCUAAUUAAAUAAAUAAUCAGACAUAAUGUGUAAUAGAACAUGAAAUUGUGAAAUAACGCAGUAUAUUUCUUAAAUUCAGCUUUUUUUUUUUUUUACAAGAACAUAUCAAGAUUUCAGCUCUUUUUAUUUCAAAAUAUCAUUUUCCCGAGGCAUGGAUACAGUUACAUGAUUGGCUGUUUGUCUCAUAUAGAUCAAAGCAACAGCCAAUCACCAACUGUCUCUGGCCUGGAUUGAGGGAAAAGUGCAUCAUGAAAUAUCAAUUAACAUUGCCUGAGCUAAAUAUAUUCGAUUAUUUAACAAUUUAAUGGUUAUAUUACACAUUUUGUCUGUUUUUAUUCACACAAUUUCUUUCAUAAUAUCUUGUUUUUUAAUUUAAUUUUGGUCAUCUUUCGGUCUCCAUAGCUUUGGCAGUUAUUUAGACGUGAGCAGAUGUGAUUUGUUUCGGAUACACAUCAGAGGGACCAACAGUCUUCAGAGUUUUUGCCUGAAUGUGACAGCUUUUUUUUUACAUCACAUUUAACAUCCACCUCGCCUCAUCUGCAAGUUUUAUAAGACCCGUUUCUCAUUCACUGCUGUCAUAUCAACCGAGCUAUAAUCUUACAGGUUCAGGUGUUUGCUGUUUGACUUGAAAUAUGUGUUGUUGUUUUUUUUGUUUUUCUUUUCUAAACCACACGACAGACUGUUCACUGUCUUUGUGACUGUUCUCUAAACGGUGUCAAAAUCAGGAAAACCGAACGAGCUUAUAUUGUAUUCUAAGAUCCGCUGUGUGAAAUGUAAUCAUCAGAAUACGAACAAUAAGCUGGUGUCGAGUUUGGAGAAGUUAUAGGAACAAGCGUGGCAAAGAAACACGCUGCUUGCAUAGAUGUCAUUUUGAAUUAUCCUGCUGUCGUUACACUGUAGUGAGUUUUAGGUGGCCGCCUGAACAUAAAUGCAAAUCACAGUACAAGAUUCAGUACAAGAGGAGAACAUUAUGAUCAGAGCAGUGCCAAUACCUCAAGCCAUUUCUGUGAACGAGUGGGAUGCCUGCAUGAUGUGUUCAAGUACGUCAUCACUGUCUUUUUGUAUUGGCAAUAACACAUUCCUAAAGGAACAGAGGUGUCUGUUACUGUGGGAUACACUCCAAGGAAUAAAACCUUCACACUUGAAGCCUUGAA
Messenger RNA from Larimichthys crocea (large yellow croaker), 2836 nucleotides. It is a transcript of the gene abracl, whose product is annotated as ABRA C-terminal like. Lineage: Eukaryota; Metazoa; Chordata; Actinopteri; Sciaenidae. The transcript is spliced from 3 exons. Gene Ontology annotation, biological process: regulation of actin filament-based process. The record is from RefSeq and is a predicted model, not a curated record. The coding region runs from base 138 to 383 and encodes 81 amino acids.